CGAAGUGGUUCCAUUCGCGGUGAACUCGGCGGCCGGUUUAGUCUUCGCUCGGCAGCAGCACGCGUGACAACGACUUUCUGCGUUUGCAGUCGCGAACCUUUUCCUACAGCUCAGUGUUGUGGAGACGAAUUUUAUCUUAUUACUACUAUAAGGUCGAAGCCUGCCAUCUCUCUGAACGGAAGCAAAAGUUGCUGGGGAUUUUUGCGUUCGGAGUGAUUUCGAACGAUACGGAAGAUUAGGAGGGGGUUGAUUGAUAGUUGGUGACGAAUUUUCCACUCGGCUCCGACGGACGGACGCUGAAGAACGUGAGAAUUGCGGAAGAUCUGAAAGUCAAGGUGCCGUGACUUGGAAGACUGGUGAAACGGGUGAACGUUCGAGUUUGUGGCAGGUGAACAAGUGUCCGAAGAUUUGAAGUUUCUGGAAGGUUUUGGAAGGUCCAGGACCUGUUCGUGAGUGAAUUGUGCCCUUCGAUCUGGAAGAUGUCCCUCCAGGGACGACGGUGCGGGUCUUCGCGCGAGUGGGUCACUUUGCCACCGGUGCCAGAAAAUCGAGUACAAUUUGUUAUGUAAAUCAGAUGAUUCUCGCUCGCAGUUUGACGAAGAGGACUGCUUCACGGUGCGACGGCUCUCCAUCUCGGGAACGCGCGAGAUCACACUUUUACUUUGGCUCACAGCGACGCGCGGUCGACAACGAGGACCAAGACCAAGUCGGCGACAUCAGCACGGCAGCAGCAGUGUCUGGUUGUACCGAGAAGAGCUCUCAUUAAAAGCCGAUUGGAUAUUUUGAGAAAUUAGUGUCGGACGGCUUAUUUCUGUGCAUUAAUUCUGUGUGUUUUGUGUCUGCGGCGGUGAGCUGCGCGAAAAACUUAGCCGAGUUUUUCCACUACUGUUCCGUUUUUGUCUACCGCGGUAGGUCACGACUUUCGGGGGUUGUUCAUCAUCUGCAGUGAAGACCUACUCCGUUGUGGCGGUCACAUACUCACGGUCAACUGGUGCCGCGAACGGAAGAUCCUCGUAUCACGUGAGAACACACGUCUACCGAACGCUACAGUUAGCGAAUCCACAAAAACCGCAGUGUCCUGUGCGGGUGUAUCGAAAUUGUUAUCAGUUUUCGGCGGAUCGGAGUGCCACCGCUGUUCGCGCAAUCAGAUUUAUUCCGCGAAGAAUCGACACAUACACAAGUGGAAGUGAUUUGUGCGCGUCUCUUGCUCUUAUCGGAGAAUCCUCACCCCGUAACGCAUAAGUAGUGUGCUGUGCGAAAUUGCUGUGCAAAUUUCUACCGCGAGGUUGUUUGUUUUUCGUCUGACGAAGAAAAGAUCGAAGAAAGUGGCGCUAGGAAGAAGCGUUGACCGAAAGGGGUUCGCCGAAGUGCGGCCGCUAAUCAUCAUCCCGUCGCGUCGGUCGCUGCGGCGAGAUAGUGCGGCAGUCAGUGUGUGAUUCGUACUUAGUUGCACGAGGAGAAGAGAAUUCCUUAUCAGUGGUGGAAAUAGCGCACCUUGCACCUCGCGGCGUGUGCUACCAGACGUUGUUCGGUGGUUUGCGUAUUCGUCGAAUAUGCGUACAGGGGCGCCCAGCGUGGUUUGAUUAGUGGAUUGUAGUGAAGCUAGGCUCGGCAACAUUGUUGGGCGAAGAAACGCUUACACAGCGGGAAGAGUGAUGACGAUCGACAAUCGGGGACAACGCUGUUGGCGCUAUGAAUGGGCGGCGAUGAUGUGCAGAAAUGCGAUGAAGAAAGGUCACAAGUGCGAACUUUAAACGAACCUCGUGCUAGACAGCAGACGACACAUCGCAUCGGAACGAAUUCUCGUUGUUUGAAGUGCCCAACUUAGUGCUGUGAGAGAGUGCCCAACUUUCCUCGCCUCAGAUCUUACUUGAACCACGAGGAGAAGCAACUGCAAGGAGCUAGAGAAAAGAGAAUAAGAAGAAAAAAUCCCAAUCUAUUUGAAGGAAUGUUGUUGCCUCGUGUCAGUGUCAGAAGGUGAUGGGCGACCGUGACGACGACGGGAGUGAAAACCCAGGCUGAAGUGUUGCGUUGCUCCCUCGGCGGAAUCGGAAGUGUGUACUCAGAAUUGGUGUCAGUCGGCUAAAAGCGUCGCGGCGUCGCAGAAUAUAGUUUGGUUGAGAGUUUUUUUUUUUUUUGUGGAGAGAAGGGUGGGAGUUGGGCGACGACGGGUUGAAUAUUCUGAGUGAGUGAGAGCCAUGGGCGGUCAACGACUGGGGACGUAUCUGCCGUACUACCGUAAGCGUGAAAACCAAGUGCUUCCCGAUCGACAUCAGCAGUCCGGGUUGAUGAUAACCUGAAGAGGCACCAAGAAGAGGGGGGUGAAAUUGGAGUUUAAAUUUAUUGUUUUGCGGAGAAGACCGACUUGUUAGUUUUCGGGGAUAGGCGUCAACAAGUGCCCAUUUGUUGAUGAUCAGUGGAAGACUUCGACGGAGGGCCCUGGCCCUGCUGGGAGCCCUCCUACUGGUCAUUCUAAUAUGGCCUCCGUGCUGUGCGACGAUGCCGAAACCACUGCCGGCCGUUCUGCCAACCGUCCCGGAGAUCGACCUGCCCUCGGACCCGAUACCCGCGGUUUCCAUCGCCAGUCCCAUCCAGAACCAUCAGCAGCAAUCGAGUGCCAACAAGAGCCGCAAAGUGAGCGAACUCAGUCGCUUUAUGAACGUACUUCUGGUGGGGAACUACGACGACGAUCGGGGUGACACCGGCGAAAGUGAACAGCGACGCAGCUCUACGCAAACCGGUGACAGUCGCCGUGUCAGUAGUGCGAGCACAAGCGACGACCAAAACCGAACAACGCUAAAUUUACGACGGCCUGAAAAUAACACCGCAGGUUAUUCAAUUGAGCAGUCGAUCGAUAAAAAUAAAUCAAAUGUACAACAAACCGCAGACUAUGUAGCUGCCGUGCGCCCAAUACAGUUAGAUAACACAGACCACGACAAUCCGACCACUGCAUCUGGGAUGCUCGACACUAAACCUUAUCACACCAGCCAGAUAACGCACAACCCUACCAUUUACAGCAUUCUGUUCCGCAGAACAGCUCCCCCGCUAGCAUCGUCAUCACCGCCGGUGGCGUCAGCAGUUCCCCAAGUUCGCAGCGUCGUCCCCACCAGUGAACCUGCGGUGCGUAGUCAAAACGAGGUCAUCGACCGCGGCAGCGGCGACGACGACCCAAACGCCGUCAAUCAAUCAGUAUUCAAUCCCACCGAUGCUGCUGCUGCUGCUGAUGCGUUCAUCUCCGACAUCUCGGCCGAAGUGGAUGACGACCACCGAAGCCGAUCGCCGUCGUGGCCAGUUCUGUCGAGGGUCGGCCGGAGUGCCGGCCCCCCGCCCCAUCCGCACCGGCAUCAGCACUAUCUCUCAGGUAAUGGAACCCUAAUGGCACCCGGUCGGGGUCGAGGGGCAGCGGCGGCAGGACGACACCUUCAUCAUCACCAGCCACAUCAGACUCAGCAUCGGAAUGGGACGGGUGGCAUUGGUGGCGGCGGUGGAACAACCGGUGGUGAUUCGUCCAAUCUAGAGCGCAACGAACGAUCGGCGAAUCUGUCGCACAUUACCGGCGCGAACCGCAAGAUUCAGCUGUACAUCAAGAACCGAUACCUGCAGCUGCUAGCCGACGGGACCGUCAAUGGGACGCACGACGAUCAGAGCGAUUUCACCAUUCUCCAGCGAACAACUGUGGCCGCCGGUCAGAUCAGGAUACAAGGCGUUGCAACCUGUUUGUUUCUCUGCAUGGACACCUGUGGGACGGUCUACGGUUCGAAAGACUUCACCGACGACUGCGUCUUCAACGAACAGAUGGAGCAGCACCACUACAACACGUACAGCUCGACGCAGCAUUCAAACUCGCGGCGAACGCUGUACCUGGCGUUGAACAAAACCGGCCAGCCGCGCAAGAUCCAGAUCCCGGUCAACCGAACGCUGGGCAAGCUGGCGACCUACACGAAAGCACUCACCCAAACCGUAGCUCACGAUCGCGUGGAGCGAUUGAUUUCGAGACUAUUCGGGGCAAACCACGUCCGCCACGGGCUGAAGCAGCUGUGUGAAACGGGCCGGGCGCUGCAGGACCUCACCGAGAAGGUCAUGCGACCUCGGGCUGCUUGCGGUCCGGCCAAGGCUCCACAGAACGUGGGGCCGACGGGUGUCGGAUCGACGGCGGCGAGCGCUGCCGCCGGUGGCAACAAAGACAAAGACAGCAAAGACAACUUGCGAAAGAAGAAGAAAAAGCGGCGGAAAUGCCGCGAAGACGAAGCGCCUGGAGAGCACUGCUUCAGGCCGCAGGGUGGUAGCUUAGGUACAAAUAGUGGUAGGAAAAGGCCCCCAGGGCAAGCGAAGAGUCAGAAGUGCAGCCCGGAAGAUGGCGAUUGUGUUGUUAGUCUUAGUAGUAGCAGUAGUAGUAGUAGCUCCAGUGGCAGUCCAAACAGUGCAAAUAGUGUAAGUAUUAGCCGCAGCAGCAGUAGUAGUAGUAGUAGCAAUCGCCCAAGCGCAAGCCAAGCGACCGUACCAAAUGCAGGAGCUCAGUCCCCAGGGGCAGGCCCGAAAAAGAAGGUGAUCAAGAAAGUCAACUCGAAAAAUACUCCUUCCAAUGUAAAUAGUAACAAUAAUAAGAAGCCUAAAAAGGGUCCGGGUGGAAGUGGCGGAGGCCCCAACGCCAACAAGAAAGCCAAACAACAGCAACACAACUCUAGCAGUAGUAGUAGUGGUAGUAGCGCAAACAGCAGCAGCAGUAGUAGUACAGUGCCAUCAGUCCUUAGGGGUAGGGCGAAAACGACGCCGGCGAGGAGAGUGCCCUCGCUGAGGUCAGCGACCUCAACGACGUCGUCUUCAACGACGGCGACCACUCCGGGCCGUCCUCCGAUGACGACGCCGGCCAACCUCGACGAUACCUCGCAAUCGGAAGACGACCUCGAAGCGGAGCUCGAGGCGGACGACCUGGUGCACUCGUCGGCCGAGUUCAUCGAGGAGGAGGAUCUCGACGAAGGAUCCGCUCUAAAACCCACCGCUUCGCCUUGGUAUGGUAUGCCUGAGGAGCUUGGCAGCGAUGCUGCCGCCAUGGUUGCCCCUUGUUGCCCUUUCCCUUUCACCAUCACCACCAAUACCACCAGCUCCGGCGGUAGAAGCAGCAACGCCAGUACCAAUACAAAUGCCACCACCACUGCCAAUGCCAGUUCUCCUAGUGUUAGUGAUAGUAGUAGUAGUAGCAGCAACAAGCGAGCGAGCUACUCAUCCAGUAAAAGCUUUAUUAGCAGCAGUUCGGUGGACGAACGCCCGCGGGGCCGGUCCCUCGUGCAGUUCAGUCUGCUUAGUCUAGGUUCCCUACUGAUCGCUUCCGUUGCUAGCACGGCCAGAGUUACACGACUGCUAUAUCUAUGAUCACACGAGUCACACGUAGCACAGUUGUGCGACCAUCACUCAUUCUCAGCCAAUCAGUCAUUUCGUUCAUUUGUUGAUCGACUUUUUAAUGGGAAUUUUCAAUAAUCUUGACCCGAUUUUAUAAAUUAAAUUUGUUUUGGUUUAUUUUUACUAUUUUCAUUUAACAAUGGUUUACUAUUUUUUAAAAGGUAUAAGAAAACGAAAACCUCAGGAAAUAUAAAAGCAGAUUAAAAAAUGUGGAAGUAAAAUGGGCCAGGUUAUUCAGAAUUUCGACCAUUUUUGAAAUGCUAUUACAAAAACACAUCAAGAGGAAAACAAUAUCAUUUCUCAGAAUAGACUACUUUCAUUCAACAAUUAGUUUCUUCCGUUUCGUUACACUUCCAUUCAAUUCUAUUACGGUAACUUAACUUGUUCAAAUCAUGUCAAAUCAUCAAAUUAAGCAAUAACAUUUUGGAAAUAUGCAAAGAAAAAGUUUUAAAAAAUAAGAAGAAAAUGGAACGAGCUCACCACAUACCGUACUCCCAUCUACCCAGCAUCUCACAUUUUCAGCUCACAAUAGGAACAAAAUUCACAGAAAUUUUAUAGACUGAUUAUUUAUAAAAACCCGUUUUGUUUACAAGAAUGCGAAUCAAGUUUUGACCAGUGAGUGUUAGAAAGUUUAGGAAACAAUAAAAUCCUCUACAAAACCAGCUCAGGAGAAUACGGCUUCUAAAUUUUGCACAACUAGUUACUACACAGAGUUUGCUACAACUCCGUAUACAGGUUCGUCUUACUCGUAGCCACUUGAAUACGUAUGAAACUUUUUACAAACAUGUAGCAAAAACGUACUUACCCGAAAUUAAAAGGAAAACUGCAGCUUAAGAAUGUUUGGAAGUGAGUGAUCGUGACAAAACAGAUAAAAGACAAAUUUGCUGCCCUUCAAAACAUCGAAAAACCAGAAAUGGCAGUGCUCUUAAAUCUCAUCACUUUUCAGUAGGUUAUCACCAUAAACAAACAGAGAGUAAACAGAAUAGAGCCGUUCUUCUGCAAACGGUUGAUUGAAAUUAUAAUUUUCCAUGACGAUAUUAUUAGUUGUUAAAAGGGAGUCCCUCAGCGUCAGCUCGACGACGACGACAGCCAACCAACCCGGUUGUAAGCUCUUAGAUAGGAUAAUAAAUUGCAGCGCUACUAACUGACGACGACGACGACAGGAAUGUAUGUGCUAUCGAAGAAACUCGUUUCUGAAAAAAAAAAAAAAUGCGAAUUGUAAAUACUAGGGCAUGUUCAAAUGUGUUUGAGUCGGGAAAAAACGGAAAAAGUAUUCUAGGUUAUGUCCGAUGGUGGAUCGGAACCCAAUUGCACUACGACUAGGUUUAGCGCUAUUCAUUUGUCUUGUUCUGGUUUUUAAUUUCGGUGUGAUCAUCAAGUCUUGAAACAGUAAUAUUUGUAACAUCAGUCUUGAAAUCAGCAUUGCAGGUGGAAUUUACUCUCAAACGGCUUGCGUCGUAAUAAAUUGCUCAAUCAGUGCAUAGCUGUUCAAACUGGAUCGACGGUAUGUUGUGGUAGAAUAUGAUUAAUUGGUUCGUUGGUCAAUAAAACAAGAUCUUACGUAGCAUCAUGACUCUAAAACAGUUUAAUGAACGUAUGCAGAGAUUGCACAAGUUAUAUUUAUUAGCAAAUUACAAUCAUACUCGUGAUUUUUUUUAAAUUUUGUAAAUUUUUAUUUUAUUUUAUUUUAUUUUUUAUUUUUUUGUUUGAACAUCCCCACAUUUUUUAUAUUUUCUUGAAGUCUAUUUGGGUUACCGAUUUUUUUAAACGAAAACUUCUUAGGAUUUUGUUUUUAUUUUUUUUCCUAACGAGAUUUAGCUAGUGCAUCUCGGAGCCAUCUGGUUUACUGCCCUAAAGGGUGUCCACGAUGAAAUUGGCACACAGAAAGUAUAGUAUAACUUUUGAUUGCGUUCGCCAAAAUAGCUAAAUUUUUGAACAUGGAUAGAAUAUUAUGUGUAGCUGAUACCAUAAAAUUUUCAUUAAAAUCGGUUGAGUAUUGGCGGAGAUAUCGUUGAAACAAGGGAAUUCCCACUUGAGAAUCUUGUGCAAGCAAACAUUUUGGAAAAUAUCACUUUUUUGCCGUUUCAACUCUGGCCCCAAAAAUACUGAACCGAUUUCAAUGAAAAUUUUUAUGUACGCAAAGUAUGUAUGCAGAAGUAAUUUAAAAUUUCAUUCAAUUUGAUCAUACUGUUAAAAAGUUAUAGCCAUAUAUGUCGCACUAUAUCACAAUAAGCAGAUGUGGUUUUUGGUAUAGUGAAAUUCAAACUGCUCUUACUUUGAAAGUACUCAACAAAAAUGGCUGAAAUUUUCACUGUAAAUAGUUUAACACAACAAUUUUACACUGUCAGAGUUUUAUAAAAUUGGGUUUUUAAAUUAAGAAAAAUGCAAUGAUUUUUUGAUUUUAUACGAAAGAGCACAUUUUUCUGAACCACCAUGAUUUUUUUCAGAUUUUUAGAACUUCAUUUUGGUACCUAAAAUCGCUUCCGAAGAGGUUUUUCGAAAUCACCUUUUGACAGCUGACCAACUGUUUGACACUCUGCCCAGUACAAAAUGCGACGAGGGGUGAUACGACAAAUCGCUCCCAUGCAAACUUCAAACUGAUUUUUAAAUAGGUUCCCGGGCACCAAAAUUCAUGAAAAUUUGGAUUUCGGCUCAGUUUUGCAUGCAGAUUCUGAAUAUGGAAUUAUCUGAACACCGCUAAAGAAGCCAAUUCGGGACAGUGUUACCAGUUCUACAGUCAAACCCGAGCAGAAGAAAAUAACAAAGGAAUAACAUAUCAUGGUAUUUAUCUUAAAUACUACCAUACCUUGAUAUGCCCUUCAUUAGGUGGUAAUAAGAGGCAAAAUAACAAAAACGAAUACCAAAAUUUUGUAUAAAUAACACCUAGAAAAUAACAAGUCUUGUUAUUUCAAUUAUGAAUGCAGACCUAAAAUUUCAAGUGCUGUAUUUGUUAUCCCAAAGUUAUUGAAUAACAAACUAAUAACAUGUCUUGUUAUUAAAUGUUCCAUUUGUUCGAUGGAUAAUGUAAUAGCAAAUCUUGUUCUUCGGUUAUUUUCACUGCUAAACCAACAAAUACUACAUCAAUACCAAACUCUGCUCAAAUAUCUCCAACUGUUAUUGUGAUGUCCUCAUAACAGUUCGUAGAAUAACGCAGCAAUAACAAUUUUAGGUAUUAGAGCACAUUUUGCUCUUCGCAUGGUAUUUGUAAGGUAUGCCCUUCUGCUCGGGAAAUAGCGCAAACGGAACUAAUUUUUUUUUUCUUUAUUAAAGAGGCUUUCAGCCAGACGCUGGUUCACCUCUCAAAAGGAACUAAAAAAUGUUAAAAAAGUACACAAAAUUUACCGUGACGCGAUUUGAUCUUUAAAUAUUUACUAGAAAAAGUACUGAACCGAUUUUGAUCAAAUUUUUUCAACUUAACUGAUACUAUGUUAAGAAUAUCGAGUUAAAUUUUCAAACGUUUUGAUGAGGUUACAAAAAAGUUAUAGCCUAAGCAAUUUUUUGAAAUGGGUGCCCAAAUUUUCUAAAAUCUCAUUUUAUGAUAUCGACAAUAUCUGCGCCAAUACUCAACCGAUUUUAAUGAAAAUUUUAUGGUCUUAGCUACACAUAAUAUACUAUUCAUGGUCAAAAAAUUAGCUAUUUUGGCGAACGCAAUCAUAAGUUAUACAAUAUUUUCUGUGUGCCAAUUUCAUCGUGGACACCCUUUAUGUACAUAUGUAGGGAGGUAUAGUCAUGUGUUCCAACCAUCCCAGCAAGAUCGCUCCGCAGAGCGAUUUUGUAAUGAUUGUUGAUAUACACUACACGUCAUAAGUACGAACUCACAAACAGUAUUGCAACAAUAUUGCAACACUUUGACUCACCUCGAUAUCUCUAAAACCAGAACACCUACAAAAAUGCCGCCUUAAGAAAAGUUGUUGCUUUUGGUCUUCUUAAUAACUUUCCUGAAGACAGCAUCUUUGUCAGUCUUCAGGUUUUGGAGGUGAGUCAGGGUGAUGAAAUAUUGUUGCAAUACUUUUUGUGAGUCCGUACUUAUGGCGGGUAGUGUAUGGUGAUUUCUAAAUAUUCCCGUGAAAAAAAAAAUACUUUCCGUAAACCUUUACAAGUGUAUACGAUUCCCCUAAAUUCUUGAAACCCUCACUCUAGAGGAUUUAUUUUUGUAAAAAAACAUCGGAAAAAUCGAAAAAAGUUAUCGUCAUCCAUUUGAAAACUGUUGUACUGUUGAAAAGAUUCCAAAGUAAUGACCCAAAAAUGACACAAUCCUCGUGUCUAAACGUCAGGUAAAUAAUAAACUCGUUUUAAACCCUAAGACUGGGUAGCCGUUUACCAAUAGAUUUCAUUUUUCGUCAUCUGUUUUUUUUUAUUUGCGGUUGUGUGAAUUAUGAUUUUUCUGAUUUUAAGAUUUCUAUUUCUGAACAUCCCCACACAUUUAUAUUUUUCCUGAAAACCUCUUUGGGAAACUGAUUUUUAUGACGAAAACAUUUUGAGAUUUUAAUGUUGUGUUAGUAGCUGUGAAGUAAGAGUCACCUAGCUUCUAAUCGCAUCAUGCUAUGGGGUGAGGGUUCGAUUCCCGCUCCGGCGAUGAAACUUUUUGUGAGGAUAGUUUCUUCUCCGUAUCCACUGGUGCAUGCUCCUUGUGUCCGUUGUUUAAGUCUCAUUCAGUAUUUGCAGCCUCUGACAGAACACGGUGUCCAUGUCUUUUUUUUAUUCAACCAUGGUGUUUUUUAAGAAAUUUAUCAGGAAUUUUACUAAGGAAUUCGCCAGAGCUUUUUUGAGAACUAUUUACAGGAGAGUUUCUAUAAUGCAUACAGGAUUUUCUUGAAAAAAUUACCACACAUUUUCCACGAAUUUCUACAAGACUAUAUAGCUAAUCUUCGGAUUUUUCUGAAUUAAGGAGUUUUUUAACCCAAGGCUAGUUAGUAGUUAUCGGUUAUUCUUCAUAAAUCCUGGGAAGAUUUUUUAAGUAUUUUCUAAGAAAUCUCUUCAAUAAUACCAAAGUUUCAAAAUUGUUCUUUGAAGACAUAUUUUUAGGAAUGCAUUUCUUUCAGAAAGUAUUUAAAAAAAACUCUUCAACUUCAAUUUUUUUCUAAAAUUUCCUGAAAUAAUUUUACUCUAAUUUUUUUAAAUAAUUUCUUCUGAAACAACUACAGGAAUUGCUUUCAAAAUUCCUUUAGGAGUUUCUCCUGGAAAUCUGCACUAAUUUCAAGUUUUUCAAGAAAUUUAUCAUAAAUUCAUCCAGAAAUUGUAGAGAUUAGAAAAAAAAAACAAAAAAUAAAACUUUCCAACAAAAAUACCCAAAACAUUAAGGCUCAAUUGAAAAUCGAAGAUUUUGAAAAAAUACCAGAUUAAUCCAUCUAAUGGUGAUAGUGCCUUUCUCGACGAAUAUAUCGUCCCCUUAAUGCUAGAACUAGGUAACUCGAAAAUCAUAGUUUCGAGAAAAACGACUUUGAAAAUUUUACAAUUUUUUAUGUAAUUGUUCCAAAGGUAUGGAGCCUUAAAAUAAUUAUUUUUUAGCAUUGAUCGUUUAUUCAGCUUCUACUCUUUCUGCUAGAAGAAAACGUUUUGAACUAUUUUGGUUUAAACCUUUGAAAAAAACAAUAAAUGGAUGAAAAAUUGUCGAGUUACCUAGUUUUAGCACGCAAAAUGCAAAAUAAAUAAUGGAGGAGAUGUUCUGAGAUACCUAGUUUUUACCACUAUUGAUAUCAUUCUUUUCAGUUUUCUUGUUGCAGUAUGCAAAUUUUUUUUUUUUUUUGAUUUUAUUAACGACAUUUUACACCGUGGUGCAUUCAUGUCGAGCCAGUAUGCAAAUUUAAAAGGGUUUACAUACUGAAAAUAACGUGUAAUUACUGAAUUUGCUAGGAUAUUUACAAUAUCACCACAUGCCACCUCAAAUGUUCAUAAAAUAAUCGUCUACGAACAAUCACAGUUUUUAGCUAAAUCAACAGAAGUAAAAUAUUUCAAGUUUUUAGACCUAAAAUGAAAAACAGUAGUAAAUUUUCAAUCUACUAACAAAAGAAUAAAUAAAAGAAAAUCGGGUUAAGUACGGUUCCUUUGAAUUCCACUAAGAAUUUGCAUCCUUUGACAGAUACGUAUUUCGACCUCAACUGUAAGGUCGUCUUCAGUGUCUUGUACUUGACUCGACUA
Aedes albopictus (Asian tiger mosquito) is the source of this 11535-nucleotide messenger RNA. RefSeq lists its product as uncharacterized. Gene Ontology annotation, cellular component: cytoplasm. Gene Ontology annotation, biological process: regulation of cell migration; fibroblast growth factor receptor signaling pathway; positive regulation of gene expression. The transcript is spliced from 5 exons. Lineage: Eukaryota; Metazoa; Arthropoda; Insecta; Diptera; Culicidae. Bases 2410 to 5370 code for a protein of 986 amino acids. The record is from RefSeq and is a predicted model, not a curated record. Gene Ontology annotation, molecular function: fibroblast growth factor receptor binding; growth factor activity.